Messenger RNA from Acyrthosiphon pisum (pea aphid), 1829 nucleotides. Its product is annotated as sialin-like. Gene Ontology annotation, molecular function: transmembrane transporter activity. Gene Ontology annotation, biological process: monoatomic anion transport; transmembrane transport. The record is from RefSeq and is a predicted model, not a curated record. Bases 258 to 1718 code for a protein of 486 amino acids. The transcript has 5 exons. Gene Ontology annotation, cellular component: membrane. Lineage: Eukaryota; Metazoa; Arthropoda; Insecta; Hemiptera; Aphididae.
UACGAAACGAAAAACAAAUUUAAUAAAAUUUAUAGUAACUACAAAAUCUAUUUGUGAAUAAAUGUGUAUUAUUUUUUUAGAUGUGUUAACUCUUGAGACAUUAUUUAGUAUGGAUGUCUCGUUGACCAGUACAUCCAUACAAAAUAAAUAAUUAUAUUAUACUUUCAAUUACUUUGUACGACAACGACGAUCCACCGCACACCUUAUGACAACCUGUUCGCUGUGAUAAUAAUAACAAUCAUAUAAUUUAUAUUACAAUGCCGAUGCUCAAGAUGACGUUGCAACAACCACACAGCAACAGCAACAAUAGCGAUAACGAAAACGAAAUCAACAACAUCAGCGUGGUCGGGUCAUACACGCUGCGGCAGCGUCGGAGGAGGUGCGCGACCAACGGUUGGCUGACGAUGGUGUUCUUGGCGUACUCGUUCCUGCUGACCGUCCGGGUACAUUUCAUGUACUCGAUGAUGGUGAUGAUGAACGUACCGCUGGUGGCGCGUACCGCCGACCUACAGCCGUGCCCGGGGGCCGUGCUGAACGUGGGCCGGAACUCCACGAUCGUGGUGGCCAGACGGCUGGACUGGACGAUCCGGGAACAGGCGGCUACGAUGGGCGCGUACUUUUUCGGCACACUGGUGUCGACUCUCCCGGGCGGCAUGUACUCGAACCACGGUUACGAGCGCUCCAUAAUGAUGUGGUGCGUGGCCAUCACGGCCGCCACGUUGGCACUGGUGCCGAUCGCGUUCGUCCAGUACGAGAGUUGGGUGGCCGUUACGUUUCUCAGGUUCCUGCAAGGGUGUGCGUUCGGACCUACUGGCUCGUGCGGCGGGACUUUGGCCGGUAAAAUCAUACCGAAAAAGAACAGGAUCCUGUACACGACGUUCAUGUUUUCCGGCACAAUGUUCGGCGGCUCCAUGGGGAACUUGUAUAGUGGAAUAGUCAUACCUAACGUAUCGCACGACGGCAGCUACUUUGUGCUAUCCGUCAUCGGAUUCGUCUGGGUCGCCGUUUGGGCGACCAUGAUGCAUCUGACACCGUACGACAGCGACUUGAACAGCAUCCCCAUGUCCGUGUCGUUCAUAUCCUCAUCGUGGACCAUGAUUAUCCAAUCCAUGCCGUUUAUCAGUCUGCUGAACGCAUCUUUCGGACUCGGAUUUUUAUACAGCUUUGUCACUACCUGUUUACCGAUUUAUACUGCCAAUGUCCUUGGUGGCGAUGCAAUGAGAAACGGCAUACCAGUAUCUGUGACAUGGUUAGUCGGUUGGAUUACGUCUAUAAUCGCAGGAAUCUCAGCCGAGUCGUUGACGAACGUUGACACGAUUACGAAGACAACGGUCAGGAAGAUGUACGUCGGAAUUGUGUUAAUCGGAUCACCGAUAAUGCUCUUUGGCGCCAUGGUCGCUGGAUGUGACAGUGCGUACGUCAAAACAUUUACGAGAACGUCUGUCAUAUUAUUGGGUUUUGAACGAAGCAGUAUUCGAAUAAAUUCCAUCGACUUAUGUCCUGGUUAUAUGGGAAGUCUAAUAGCAAUGUGUGAUGUUUUUUACUCUAUGGGAAAUAUAAUUGAUCUAGUGGUGGUUCGAAGUUUAUUUGCAGACACCAUGAACUGGAGCGUAACAUUCCAUGUGAUUAUUAUUGUGUCAAUUUCGUGUAGCAUACUAUUUCUAUUUUUCGGAUCCUCACUACAACAAUGCUGGGAUCAAAGAUACAUACGUCCAUAAACACAAAAUAAUUGUGCAUGUGAAGUUUAAGACGACGUACUGACCUUGUAUAAUAAUUAUCUUCAAAUAUUAAUAAUUUAAUAAAAUUAAUUUUUAUUCAAAAAAAAAAAA